AACUAGUUCACACGCCCACGAACUGGUUAAUUGUUACUCAUCGCUUCCAGUUCCAGGUCAACAAAAAUUGCAAUAUAAAAACCAUAUUGUUUAUGUGGAAAGCGACGGCCGUGUCAAGUGAAAGAAGUGAACGUUAAUAUCAAGCACACCAAUGCGGGUUGCAACUCUCCGUGUGCGAGUUUAGGAACUCCAGAUUGCAUAUUUCCCUGUCCUUCGAGUGGUGAAACAUCGCUUUCAAUUUCAUCGCCAUCUAAAACAUAUGUAAGCCCCAUCUUCAACAGGAGCAAGGUGUCAGAAAACAUUUGACAACUGAAGCGGGUCUUCAGUUCGAUAGAGUUCUACAAUCUAUAAUACUUAAAGUGAGUAAGUGAUACCCCGCGCAUCAGCAAUAGUCUAGCACCCAAACACGCUUACUGAUCACCUGGAUGCCCGGCUUUCACCUCAAUGAGAUGGGUGAAAUGGUCCUGGACGCCAUCGACGACAUCGGCGUGGUCGAUGUGUACGAUUUGGCUUCGGACAUUGGCAAAGAGUAUGAGAGGAUUAUGGAUCGAUUCGGCACGGACGCCGUCAACAGGCUGAUGCCAAAAAUCAUAAACACCUUAGAACUACUGGAGGCGCUUGCUACAAAGAACGAGCGCGAGAACACGACUAUCCAGGAGCUGCGGGACAAGGUGGCUCAGCUUGAGAGCGAAAAGCUAGAGAAGGCCGAGUUUCGACGGCGAUUCGACAAGGAGCUAGAGUUGAUCGAGGAGCAGUGGCGCACUGAGACCAACGAACUCGUCGACCUAGUCUCCUCGCUGCAGGAUGAGAACAAGAGGCUGGUGAAACAGACACAGGACCUGCAGUCCUCAUCCACCCAGAGCUCCGGCCUGGGCGCCAGUCUUACCGAGAGCAUCAUUAGUAUGACAAACCACGAACUGCACGGCGCUCUUUCGGACACCCAAGUGCUGCAAAGGCUAAAGGAGCAGAUAUACAAGCAACGAGAUGAUCUAAAACACCGCGAGCGGGAGCUGCAGGACAAGUACAGCGAGCUGGAGCACCUCAAUAUUCAGGCGGAGCGAUUGAAGGCCUCUGAGCGUGACACUCGGCGACGCCACAAGCUGAUGCAGGCCCAGGUAAAGACGCUCUGCGAGGAGCGUGCAGACUUUCUGGCUCAACUGCAGGACCAGAGUCGGGAAAUCAACCAAUUGCGCAAGCGACUUGGUUUGGCUGAAAAGGAAAAUGAAGAUCUAGUAGCCUCGUACGAUGACGGCCAAAACGAUCCAAAUCGGCCACGGUACACCACACGCGAGCUCAAGGAGCUUAUCAGCGAGCGCGAUGACUUGUUAACCACUAUCGACAUCCUCAACGAACAGCUGGCUGAGUUGAAGCCGCCCAGCCAGUCAAAGGCCAAGCGGCAGCGCCACUUCUCCAGUUCAGACGAAAGCGACGAGGGGGAUGAUAGUCACGUGGCGGGCAACGACGACGAUGAGGAUGCUACCGAGGCGGGAGAACUGGAGCCACCCGUAGCCAGUGAAACGCCACCUGGACACGAUGCACCUGUGCAGGGGCCGCUGCCCUACGAGCCGGACGAUGCUCCCUGGAAGAAAAGCUCAGAGUCAGGAAUUCGCAAGUUCUUCCGGAAACUGUUCUCGGACCCAUCGGACGGCAACAACACAUUCCCGAAACGUUCUUUAGCAACGCUCUCAAAGAUGGCGCUGUCGGCUACGCCAGGUUCCGUUUCUGCCUCCGCAGUGACGAAUUUAGGCAAUAGCCUGUAUCUGACCUUGUCCCUCGCUAUUUACGUGCUCCGCCUGAGCUGUACAUACAUAGUUUACAUACUCGAUUGCUGUGCUCUUGUAAUUCUUUGUUGUUACUCGAUUUUUUUUAAGUAAUAGUCUUUUUUCGUUAACCGAAUCUGUACUGGAAUCCACAAGAAUCCACUUUGUAUCCUUUGUACUUUCGAUGCAUUCUAACUUGAUUAACGUCUACCAAAUAAGAUUCCAAACAUUCAACAGCCCAUACAUAAAAAGUGUUGCAAAAAAAAGAACAAGUGCGUGAAAAGUUUGUCGAGUGAGUUUUAGAGAAUUUAGCAAAUAACAAAAAAGACAAAAACGCCCAAACAUUGAGGGGUAAUGAAAACAAAACUUUAAGAGACAAUCUGGGAGCCCAGAUCUUGGAGAACGCAAGAAGAUAAAGAUUUGUUUCAAUUAUAAAAUA
This is a messenger RNA of Drosophila eugracilis, 2199 nucleotides long. RefSeq names its product RILP-like protein homolog (gene Rilpl). The record is from RefSeq and is a predicted model, not a curated record. NCBI's taxonomy places the organism in Eukaryota, Metazoa, Arthropoda, Insecta, Diptera, Drosophilidae. The transcript has 5 exons. The coding region runs from base 426 to 1874 and encodes 482 amino acids.